This is a messenger RNA of Impatiens glandulifera, 2345 nucleotides long. Its product is annotated as probable inactive receptor kinase At4g23740. The transcript is spliced from 2 exons. Gene Ontology annotation, biological process: protein phosphorylation. Bases 306 to 2114 code for a protein of 602 amino acids. The record is from RefSeq and is a predicted model, not a curated record. Gene Ontology annotation, molecular function: ATP binding; protein binding; protein kinase activity. Lineage: Eukaryota; Viridiplantae; Streptophyta; Magnoliopsida; Ericales; Balsaminaceae.
UGACCUCAGCCCAGCUCUCCUCUCGAGGAAGAAGAAGAAGAAACAGCAGCGGCGACCACUGUAUAAUUCUCUCUCUUCCUUUCUCUCUUCUCGGGAAAAACCUCAACUUUCUCAGAGAAAACAGCUACACAAAAGCAAUAAAGAGAUCGAAUUUCAAAGAACAAGAAAAAAGUUCGAUUUUAAACUCAUCUACGCUCCAUUUUCAGACAAACCCAUCUUUGAAAUUCGGAAUUUGAUUCCAUCUUCAAAAACAUAGCAAUGUCCAGUCUCAACCACUAAAACCCACCUCCAUUGUUGGAUCUUCAAUGGAUUCUCUUCACCUUCUUUCAAUCUUCUUCUUCUUCCUAACCCUCAUUUCCUUUCUAGAAGGAACUUCACUAAUCGAUGGAGACAAACAAGCAUUACUAGAUUUCAUAAACCAACUUCCUCAUUCCCGUUCUCUCAACUGGAACCAAAACACCACCGUUUGUAACAGUUGGACCGGAAUCACAUGCAGUCAAGAUGGGUCACGUGUUGUCGCCGUUCGUCUUCCAGCUAUUGGAUGUCACGGUCCGAUUCCGGCUAACACUCUUGGUCGAUUGUCGGCGUUACAGAUCUUGAGUCUUCGAUCUAAUGGUAUUUCUGGUAGUUUUCCUUUAGAUCUUUACAAACUCAACAACUUAUCAUAUCUAUAUCUUCAGUUCAACAAGUUUUCAGGUCCUUUACCUAAUGAUUUCUCGAUUUGGAAGAAUUUAACAGCUAUUAAUCUAUCGAAUAAUGGGUUUAAUGGGUUUGUUCCUCUUUCAAUUUCGAAUCUAACCCAGAUUACAUCUUUGAAUCUAGCUAAUAAUUCCCUUUCCGGUCAGAUUCCUGAGAUUUAUUCACUUAAUUUACAGCAAUUAGAUUUAUCUAACAAUCAGUUCACCGGCAUUGUGCCGGUUUCUCUUGUUAAAUUCCCACCUGCGGCGUUCACUGGAAACAACUUAACAUCAGGAAACUUAUCUGCCCUUCCCGGAGAAAGAAAACCAACAAAUCGGAAACUUAGUCAAUCGGGUUUACUCUGGAUUAUAAUUGUUUCAUCUACUCUUGGAUUAAUUGGGUUUGGUUUUCUUCUGAUUGUUUGUUACUUGAGAAGGAGAGGAAACGAUGUUUUCUCAGGGAAGAUGAUGAUUGAGAAAGGAAAUAUGUCGCCUGAGAAGGUGAUUUCUCGAACAGUUGAUGCGAACAACCGUUUGUUCUUCUUUGAAGGUUGUAAUUAUGCAUUUGAUUUGGAAGAUUUGUUGAGGGCUUCUGCUGAGGUAUUAGGUAAGGGGACUUUUGGUAUGGCUUAUAAAGCUAUUCUAGAGGAUGCAAACGCGGUUGUGGUCAAGAGGUUGAAGGAGAUUGGAGUUGGGAAAAGGGAAUUCGAACAACAUAUGGAAUUGGUUGGAAGUAUUAGGCACGAGAAUGUUGUUGAAUUGAGAGCUUAUUAUUAUUCGAAAGACGAGAAACUUUUGGUUUAUGAUUAUUAUGGCGAAGAUGGGAGUGUGGCUGCCAUGUUACACGGAAAACGCGGUGAGGACGACAGAGUACCUCUAGAUUGGGAAACCCGAUGGAGAGUUGCAACAGGUGCAGCCCGAGGCAUUGCUCAGAUCCACGCCAACAAGCUCGUCCAUGGAAACGUAAAAUCCUCAAACAUCUUCCUCAAUUCCGAACAAUACGGUUGUGUUUCCGACGUGGGCCUUUCCGCGAUAAUGGGCCAACUAGCACAAUCCAUAGCCCGGGCAUCAGGUUAUCGUGCACCCGAAGUGACUGACACGCGCAAAGCAUUGCAGCCAUCGGAUGUGUAUAGUUUUGGAGUUUUGCUUUUGGAGCUCCUCACGGGCAAGUCUCCAGUUCAUGCCAAAGGUGGGGAUGAGAUUGUGCAUUUGGUCCGAUGGGUUCACUCGGUUGUUCGAGAAGAGUGGACGGCCGAAGUGUUUGACAUCGAAUUGUUGAAGUAUGCUAAUAUCGAAGAGGAAAUGGUUGAGAUGUUGCAGAUAGCGUUGGCAUGCGUGACUAGGAUUCCCGAUCAGAGACCUAAAAUGAUCGAGGUUGUUUCUAUGGUUGAGAAUGUUCGGAGAAUUCAGCCGGAGAAGAAGCUUGAUUUUCCUUAAGUUGUGUAUUUUUUUUCACUUUUUUCACUUACUUGGUGAACUUAAGUCUCAUGUCUUUUCUUUGUUUUAACCAAUCUAGGCAUAGUUUGAUUAGUUGUUAUUACAUUAUUUUACUAUCUAUUUGUUGCUAUUGACUAUUUAUUGAUGGGAUGAAUGUAUCCAAAUAUGCCUUUAAAGUGGAGUUCAAUUUGAAAUUUGUGCCAGUAAAAGGAAGGAUACCAUUAUUUGAAA